AAAGAGGUCUAACUAUGGAGACAAUAGUUCCUUUUCUUCUCUUUUCUUGCUUUCUUUCUUUGUUUUUAGGAAUCUCAGCUGAGAGAUCUACCUACAUUGUCCAUUUGGAUAAGUCUUUUAUGCCUAAAAUCUUUGCUACUCACCAAAAUUGGCAUUCUUCCAUUAUUGAUACCAUCAAGAUUGAAGCUCCCACUACACAAAAUAGCCACCAUCCAGUUCCAAAGCUUCUUUAUUCUUAUGACAAUGUGCUUCAUGGAUUCAGUGCUGUUUUGUCUAAAGAUGAAUUUGAAGCACUCAAGAAGUCUCCAGGCUUUCUUUCAGCUUAUAAAGAUAGGCCUGUUGAAGCUCACACUACACAUUCCCCUGAGUUUCUUAAGCUUAAUCCUGCUUCUGGGCUAUGGCCGGCGUCUGGUUUUGGUGAAGAUGUGAUUAUCGGAGUACUCGACACUGGUGUCUGGCCAGAAUCUGCUAGUUUCAGAGAUGAUGGACUAUCUGCAAUACCAAAAAAGUGGAAGGGAAUUUGUAAGCCAGGAACAGAUUUCAAUUCUUCUUUAUGCAACAGGAAACUCAUUGGGGCGAAUUAUUUCAAUAAGGGGCUUUUGGCUAGCGAUCCUACUAUUGUUCUUUCCAUGAAUUCUGCAAGGGACAUGAGAGGCCAUGGCACUCAUGUUGCUUCCAUUGCUGCUGGUAGUCCUGUUAAAGGAGUUUCAUAUUUUGGAUAUGCUCCUGGAACAGCAAGAGGUAUUGCGCCACGAGCUAGGAUUGCUGUGUAUAAGUUUAGCUUUGAAGAAGGGACCGUCAUGUCUGAUUUAAUUGCUGCUAUGGACCAAGCUGUUGCAGAUGGCGUUGACAUACUAUCAAUUUCUUAUGGGUAUGGUUUUGAUCCAUUGUAUGAAGAUUCUAUUGCAAUAGCUUCUUUUGGUGCCAUGAUGAAGGGUGUGUUAGUCUCUGCUUCAGCUGGGAAUAAUGGUCCUGAAAUGGGAACUUUAUCCAAUGGAGUCCCCUGGAUCUUUACUGUGGCAUCAGGCAGUACUGACCGAUCAUUUUCCGGGACUAUAACUUUAGGGAAUGGCUUAAAGAUUACUGGAUUUAGCUUGUUUCCAGUGAGAACCAACAUCAAGGAUUUUGAUUUGGUUUACAAUGGAAGCUUAGCCACUUGUGAUUCAUCUGAUGAUUUAGCCCAAGUCCCUAAUAAAGCACGUAGCAUCACGAUGUGUUAUAGCACUGCACAAGAAGACUUAUCAGUCUCUGAUCAAAUGGGGGCUAUCUCAGAGGCAAAAUUUGGAGGCGCACUCUAUGUUUAUGGAGAUCCGGAUGUAUUGACAUCCAAUUAUUUUACGAAUCCUGGAGCUGUAAUUAGCAGCAAGGAUUGGAAAAAGGUGGUAGACUAUGCAAAAACAACUGCUAAACCAAAAGUCAGCAUCAGUUUACAGGAAACACAUUUUGCUGUUAAGCCUGCUCCAGUUGUUUCUGCAUUUUCCUCGAGAGGCCCCUCCCUAAGCUAUCUACGAGUUGCAAAGCCAGAUAUUAUGGCACCAGGGGAGUUGAUUUUAGCAGCCUGGCCAUCGAACACUUCAGCGGCAGUUAUUGGUGUCAAUACAUUUUUGGAUAGUGAUUACAGUCUUCUUUCAGGCACUUCGAUGGCUGCUCCUCACAUUUCCGGAAUUGCUGCAAUGCUAAAAGGAGUACAUCCUGAUUGGAGUCCUUCAGCUAUUCGAUCUGCCAUGAUGACCACUGCAAAUCCUUUGGAUAAUACUGACAAACCCAUCAAGACCAUGGAUUACCUCAGAACCAGUUAUGCUACAUCUUUAUCCAUGGGAGCCGGACUUGUUGAUCCAAACCGUGCAGUUGAUCCAGGCCUGAUAUAUGAUGCAACUCCACAAGACUACGUGAAUCUUCUCUGCUCCAUGAAUUUCACAGCAAAGCAGUUCAAGACAAUUGCUAGAUCAUCAGCUAAGCACAACUGUGCAAAUCCAUCCGAUGAUAUCAAUUACCCAUCAUUUAUUGCUCUCUAUAUCCCAAAUGGAGACUACGCUUGGUUGGAGCAGAAAUUCAAGAGGACAGUCACAAAUGUUGGACCUGGUGCAGCUAAGUACAAAGUAAAAGUGAAAGCACCAAUAAACUCGACAAUUUCUAUCUCUCCACAGACCUUGGUGUUUGAGAAAAAACAUCAGAAGCAGGACUACACUCUCACCAUACGUUACAGAGGCAUUGAAUUUGACCAAGCACAAUCUGGUUCAAUCACUUGGGUGGAAAUGAACGGUCAUCACACCGUAAGAAGUCCUAUAGUAGUAGCUCCAGCUCUUGAUGCCCCAAAUGAAAAUGAUUGAUGCCCCAAACUGAAAUGCUGCAGUUGAUAAUACUGUUGCAUUUGUAAGUUUGUAACUCUCCUCAAGAGGGUUCUGUUAAAGUAGCUGGAAAGUAUUCUGGCAAAGCAUGUGUGUUUGAAGUAAUUGUUGAAUAAUGUUUUAUUUUCUUGUGUUAUCAAUAAACCAAGACUUUGUUGAA
This is a messenger RNA of Solanum verrucosum, 2508 nucleotides long. Its product is annotated as subtilisin-like protease SBT3. Gene Ontology annotation, biological process: proteolysis. Gene Ontology annotation, molecular function: serine-type endopeptidase activity. Bases 15 to 2330 code for a protein of 771 amino acids. The record is from RefSeq and is a predicted model, not a curated record. The transcript has a single exon. Lineage: Eukaryota; Viridiplantae; Streptophyta; Magnoliopsida; Solanales; Solanaceae.